Messenger RNA from Emericellopsis atlantica, 5114 nucleotides. RefSeq names its product 6-methylsalicylic acid synthase. Bases 1 to 5082 code for a protein of 1693 amino acids. Gene Ontology annotation, molecular function: 3-oxoacyl-[acyl-carrier-protein] synthase activity; phosphopantetheine binding; fatty acid synthase activity. The record is from RefSeq and is a predicted model, not a curated record. Gene Ontology annotation, biological process: fatty acid biosynthetic process; secondary metabolite biosynthetic process. The transcript has 2 exons. NCBI's taxonomy places the organism in Eukaryota, Fungi, Ascomycota, Sordariomycetes, Hypocreales, Bionectriaceae.
AUGGCCUGCCGCACAGCUGGUGGCAACGAUACCCCUGAGAAGCUCUGGCAGUUCCUCCUCGACAAGAAGGACGGCUCCGGCGAGGUCCCCUCACACCGAUGGGAGCCCUGGUACCGACGAGACACACGCAACGCCAAAGAAAUCGACAAGACGCUCAACAAGGGCUACUUCAUCCAUGACCUCGAGAACUUUGACGCCUCCUUCUUCGGCAUCUCGCCCAAGGAGGCCGAACAGAUGGACCCGCAUCAACGCCUCGCCCUCGAACUAUCAUGGGAGGCCCUCGAACACGCGGGUAUCAACCCCAAAGAUCUCGCCAAAUCGGACACGGCCGUAUACAUGGGCAUUGACUCGGACGACUACUCCCGUCUCUUGAUGGAGGAUAUACCAAACAUUGAGCCAUGGAUGGGCAUUGGUACAGCAGCGCAUGGUGUUGCCAACCGUGUGUCAUACCACUUGGAUCUCAUGGGUCCCAGUGCCGCCGUGGACGCUGCCUGUGCCUCUUCACUGGUCGCCGUUGACAGUGGCCGACUAGCGAUCCAGCUGCGCGAGUCUGAAGUUGCUCUCGUGGGUGGCGUCAAUGUCUUGCUUGCUCCAGCCCUGACACGAAUGCUGGAUAAGGCUGGAGCGCUGUCCCAGGAAGGCAUCUGCCGCUCGUUUGAUGAUGCCGCCAACGGUUACGCUCGAGGCGAAGGAGGCGCUGUGCUUGUCCUCAAGAACCUCCGGAGUGCACAGAGAGACGGUGACCGCAUCCUGGCCGUUCUCAAAGGGAGUGCUGUGGCGCAGGAUGGCAAGACCAAUGGCAUCAUGGCUCCCAACACAGAUGCACAGGAGCUCGUUGGUCGCAGGGCUCUUCAGCGGGCUGGAGUCGACCCCUUGACCAUCGGCUAUGUCGAGGCCCAUGCGACGGCGACACCACUAGGCGAUCCAACUGAGAUUUCUGCCAUUGCAAAGCUGUAUGGCCAUGGAGUCAAACGGCCAAAAGAGGCACCAUGCCAGGUUGGUUCCAUCAAGCCCAACAUCGGUCACCUCGAGGCAGCUGCUGGCGCCAUCGGCAUGAUCAAGGCUGUGAUGGCUGUGUACAAGGGCCAGCUGGCGCCUCAGACGUACCUCGACAAGCUGAACUCGCGCGUUGACUGGGCCGAGUGCGGACUGGAGGUUGUCCGCGACGCGAAGCCGUGGAAGCAGCGAAGUCUGCGAAGGGCUGCCGUCUGCUCGUACGGAUAUGGCGGUACCGUAUCCCACGCGAUCAUUGAGGAGUGGGGGAAUGUGCCCGUCGAUUCUCAACUACUACCAGCUGAGGGAGAGUUGGUCCCUAUGAUCAUCACGGCUCCACUGGAGAAGCGCCUGUCACAACAGGUCAAGGAGUUGGCGGACUGGCUUGCCACCCCAGAUGGCCAGGCGUCAAGCCUUCACCUUGUGGCCAACACACUGGCCCAGCGAAGAGCGAUGCACGAUCAUCGCCUUACCGUGCUCGUCCGCAACCAUGACAAUGCGACUGACCUUCUUGGACGGAUUGUGAGCAACAGCCUCAAGAAGGAAGACCUUGUUCUUUCAGGGCGCGCCCUACCAGCCUCUACGGCGCAGGCAACAUCCCCUGUCUGGGUGUUUUCUGGCCAUGGUGCUCAGUGGCUAGACAUGGGUCGCAAACUACACGGCACUGACUUUCAAGAUGCCAUUUCGGAAAUCGAGCCUGUAAUCCAAGAAGAGCUAGGGUUCUCUAUCCGCGAAGCACUCGCCACGGGUGACUUUGAGAGCUCGGAACGCGCCCAGAUUGCAACGUACGCGGUGCAGUACGGUCUGAGUCGCAUGUUGAUGGCCAAAGGUCUUCGUCCCAGCGCAGUCGUUGGCCAUUCGAUUGGCGAGAUGGCCGCCUCCGUGCAGCUGAUGCAAAAGUUCCGCGACCAGGAGGUUGAGACUUUUCGUGUCAAGACCGACAUUGCCUUUCACAGUCCCAUGCUGGAUCAGCUUCAAGACCCGCUUCGCAAUGCGCUGGAUAGCGCACUUGAUCCUCAAGAGCCAACCAUUCCGUUGUACUCGACGUCUCUUGACAAUGCUCGUGGCCGUCAGCCACGUGGUGUUGACUACUGGGUCAACAACAUGGUCAAGCCCGUGCAGCUACGUUCUGCUAUCCAGGCUGCUGCGGACGAUGGGCAUCGCAUGUUCCUGGAGGUUUCUUCGCACCCCAUUGUCCUUCAUUCUGUGCGCGAGACGCUUCUCGAAGUAGGUCUCAAGGAGAAAGACUUUGUCACGACCUGCACGAUGAGACGCAACACCAUGCCAGAGGAGACCAUCACGAUCGCCAUAUCCAACCUCUUUGUGCACGGUGCCCACGUCGACUUUGGGACAUUCAUUGGUGAAAAGGGUCACUGGUGCACUGGCGUUCCUAGAUCCCCGUGGUUUCACAAGCCGUACUACAGGCAAGUUGAGACUGGUGCCAUUGAACAAGCCUCCAUGCACGACGCGGAAACACACCACCUGCUUGGCCGACGCACGGCUGUUGGGGGCACGGACAUCUCCCUGUUCGGUACGAAACUUUCCAUUGAGACCAAGCCGUUCCCAGGGACGCAUCCUCUCGAUGGCACGGAGAUCAUACCUGCCGGUGUCUACAUCAACACCUUCCACCACGCAACAGGCGGGCGAGAGCUAUCAGACAUUCAGCUCCGUGUCCCUGUGUCGAUGACCAACGACAUUCGAUCGAUUCAGGUUGCUGUCCAAGGCGACAAGGUGUCCAUAGCCUCAACGAACGAGGACACUGGCUCGAAACCAUCCCGCGACGAGUUCUGGAUUCAUCAUGCGGCUUGUCAAUGGGGUCGUAUCCAGGACAACACCCAAGCAGCCGCGUUGCCCAUUGACAUUCCCGCCAUUCGCGAGCGCAUUGUCACCAAGCUACCCAACUCCUUUGCCGUCGACUUCCUGAGCAAAAUUGGCGUCGCUGGCAUUGCCUUCCCCUGGCAGGUGGUCGAGCACUACGGGAACGAGACCGAGAUGAUUGUGCACGUGGACAUGCUCCCUGGGCAGGAUACCCUGCCUUGGGAUUCGUUCUCGUGGGCACCUCUGCUUGAUGCUGCCACGUCCGUUGGCUCGUCCAUCUUUUUCAACAAGCCAUCGCUCCGUAUCAUCUCCUCCAUUGAAAAGGUUCUAUUGCACUCGCGGGAGCCUCUGCCCAAGAUGGCCUAUCUCCACGUCGAAGAAGCGUCCAACGACAAGGCACUGGCCGCCAACGUCCACAUACUGGAUGAAAUUGGUCAUCUGAUCGCACAAAUCCAGUCCAUGAAGUUCUCCGAGGUCGAGGGAGGCGCCGGCCUCAGUGGCAGCGUGGACAGUCUUGUUCACCAGAUUGACUGGGUGCCUGCCCGGUUCUCCGAGACACCGAGGCCGCUUGGCCAUGUCGUUCUCGUCUCGCGGAGCUUGCAGCAAGUCAAGGCCGUGCGAUCCUCCAUGCAGCCAAUGGCCAAGUCAGUGGUGCACGCGACGUCCGUCAAGCAACUCGCCGCCACCCCUGAGAUGCUCGAUGUAUUGUCGCAGAAAGGCAGCACGGUCGUAUAUCUGCCAGGAUCCGUGGACAGUGUAGAGCAAGUCGCUGCCGCUGCUGAUGAGUUUGUCUGGGAGACUGCCAGUCUGCUUCAGUGUCUGGCGACGCACUCGCUCUCCGAGGUCUGCAGGAUGUUCAUCUUGACCAACGGCGUCUUUGAGGGCUUGUCGCCCACUGGACUGGCUCAGGGUGCCCUGAUCGGCCUCGGACGCAUCAUCGCUGCUGAGCAUCCUGAUACGUGGGGAGGGUUGAUUGACCACGACAUUCCCGAUGCUUCCUCGUUGCUGGCCUUCAUGUACGUCCGCGGACAUGACAUUAUCCGAAACAUUGAUGGUCUACCCCGACGAGCCGUGAUGAGGCCACUCUCCCGCAAGAAGCUACAUGCUUCAGACACGGCGAUGACUCUGCUCCCCAAGUCGGAUGGUACAUACGUGAUCACCGGUGGUCUUGGGUCUCUCGGACUCGAUACGGCGGACUUCUUGGUGAAGAAGGGCGCUCGUCGAAUCCUGCUUGUUUCACGCCGUCCGUUCCCCGUACGUUCGAGCUGGGCCAAGCUCGUUGCCGACAAUGACGAGUUCGCUAGCGCCAUCCGUCGCAUCCAGUCCAUGGAGAGAGCUGGUGCCGCUGUGUGCACAGCCGCCAUUGACAUGUCCCUCCCCGAUGCGUCCAAGGACCUGCUGCGUGCGCUGGACAAUAUGCAACUGCCUCGUGUCCUUGGCGUGGUGCACUGCGCUGGCGUCCUGGAAGACAGUCUCGUGCUCGAGACAAGUCGGGACUCAUUCCGCCGUGUGAUGGCACCCAAGGUGAACGGUGCCCUGGCUCUUCACGAGGCCUUCCCACCUGGCUCCGUCGACUUUUUCGUCUUGUACUCGAGCAUUGGCCAACUUGUUGGUACGGUUGGCCAGGCUUCCUAUGGUGCAAGCAAUGCUUUCCUGGAUGCCAUGGCAUACCACAGGCGAGCGCAGGGUGACAAUGCAGUGGCCAUGCAGUUCACAGCCUGGCGUGGCAGUGGCAUGGGGGCUUCUACUGAGUUUUUGACGGUGGAGCUUGAAAGCAAGGGGAUCACGGACAUUUCCAGUGAAGAGGCGUUUCGAGCUUGGGAGCAUCUGGGCAAGUUUGACAUUGGCUCGGCCGUCGUCACGCGUUGUUUGGCGAUUGAUGAGGGCAGCCCUGUUGCGGUGCCUAUUUUGGAGGACAUUGUCGUGCGACGCCCCAGGGCGCAAGUCAAUGGGCAAGGCCAAGAGGACAAGGAUGGCCUUGGUGUGAGCGCGAGCAUCAACGCACGACCGACUGAUGCAGAGGGCCUGAGGCAGUGGCUCGAGGUCAGCAUCCGGCAGUGUAUUGCCGCGGUGCUGAUGAUGCCUGAUAUUACGGAGAUUGACGGUGGGACGAUGGUUAACGACUUGGGCAUUGACAGUGUCAUGACUGUUGCGCUGCGAAGGCAGUUUCAGGACUUUUUCCAGAUCAAGGUGCCGCCCACGUUGACGUGGAAGCAUCCGACGGUGGACAGCAUGGUGCCGUGGUUUGCCGCCAAGUUGCAGGAGGAAUAGGGGGGGUAUAGAGAGUUUCAUAAGUCUUGGAG